AUGGAAGCCCCCGGCAAGCGGAAGCGCGGCAACGAUGCAGGCGACGCCGCCGCCGGCUACUCGUCCGGCGACGACCGGGACAGGCUGAGCGCCCUGCCGGACAGCCUCAUCCACCACAUCAUGUCCUUCAUGAAGGCCCGGCAGGUUGUGCAGACCUGCGUGCUGUCCACGAGGUGGAGGCACCUCUGGCGCUCCAUGACCUGCCUCGACGUCGACAAGAGUGAAUUCGAGACCCCCGGCGCCAAGAAGUACCUGGACUAUGAGGGCUGGGAGAAGUUUGAAGACUUCAUGGACACCCUCCUGUCCCCUGGUAACGUUUCCAUCGCCUCCUUGGACACGCUCCGGCUGCAGGCCAGCUACGGCAUUGGCGAGGGCAGGCCUGCAUCCAGAUGGAUCCGCCGUGGCAUAAAGUACCCCCACGGCCAGCUACCUGCUGCAGGUGUUCAUCGUGGCAAAGUAGUGAGCUAUAAUUCCUGGCGCCUCAGAAGGCUGCACCUUUCCAAUAUAGAACUCUGUGAUCUUUUCGCCGAGCAUGUCAGAACGAGCUGCCAAUCUUUGGAGGAUCUGGAGCUGGGAAGUUGCAGCUGUAAAUUUCACGCGAUCGCCUCCGGCUCGCUGAAGAACUUGGCUCUGAAGUACUGCACCCUGUAUGGACUUGAUGAGAUCGCGACGCCCACACUGAAGAACUUGCUCAUCGAAAGUGGCACUGGCACCAACUUGAAGACGAUGGAUCGUCCGCUUGUUAUCACGGCACCAGCCCUUGCUUCUAUGUUCCUAGGCGUGACGCCUCACAACUUUGUUGGUGGCCUUUCGUUGAGCGAGAUGACAUCCCUUGCCAAGGUAUCUGUUCAUCUAUCGUGUAAAGAAAUAGUCGAUCCAUUCAAGAUCCUUGGUAGUUGUGUAUCUAGCGUGAUAACAAAUCUAGAAGUGUCAUCAGUUUCCCAGACAAUGGUGCUCGGUGAGGGAUCCACGACAUUCAUACAAUUCAACAACCUGAGAACCUUAGUACUAAGCCACUGUGAUCUUAGUGAUGACUUCCAGAUUCUGGGGCACUUUCUUCGUAAUUCUCCCAACCUGGAGAGACUCACUUUGCUAUAUUGCAAGUAUUCAAAUGACACGAAGAAAAAGAAAGGACCAUCCAAGUCGAAGAAUGCAGAGUAUACCCCGUGCCCUAACCUCGUGGAUGUCCCGUGCAAGAACCUCAAGCUCACCCAUAUAAUAUAUAAAGAGGAUGACAUCCGCCAACUGAUUGAGCUUUUGCUGCACAUUUCAGGGAAUUUACCGAAUAACUACAUAAAACUCACCAAAGCUCGUUUGUGGCCUAGUGCUAUUGUUAUCUAG
Molecule: messenger RNA, 1341 nt
Organism: Setaria italica (foxtail millet)
Lineage: Eukaryota; Viridiplantae; Streptophyta; Magnoliopsida; Poales; Poaceae
Product: F-box protein At5g03100
Exons: 3
Coding region: 1-1341 (446 amino acids)
Molecular function (GO): protein binding
Source: RefSeq, a predicted model, not a curated record